This is a messenger RNA of Lagopus leucura (white-tailed ptarmigan), 1310 nucleotides long. Its product is annotated as probable 2-ketogluconate reductase. NCBI's taxonomy places the organism in Eukaryota, Metazoa, Chordata, Aves, Galliformes, Phasianidae. The record is from RefSeq and is a predicted model, not a curated record. The coding region runs from base 139 to 1122 and encodes 327 amino acids. Gene Ontology annotation, molecular function: glyoxylate reductase (NADPH) activity; hydroxypyruvate reductase [NAD(P)H] activity; NAD binding. Gene Ontology annotation, cellular component: cytosol. The transcript is spliced from 6 exons.
UGCUCCCGUCUGCGGUCCCGUCCGCAAGCGCCUUCUGAGAGGACUUUUGGCGUGUCCCAGCCCGCCCUGGGUCUGCCGAGCCGUGCUGCGGUGGCGGGGGAUCCGUUGGGGACGGGACGUUGCGUUGCGGGGAAGGACAUGGAGGGUCAGGAGCUGCCUUGUGUGCUAAUUGACUGCAUCGGAGGGAAGCAUGGGGUAUACGAAGACCAUGCUGAAUUUCUAAAGGAACGUUUCUGUCUCAUCACCAUGAAAGAAUAUCUUGAAAACAAGAGCUUUCUUGGCAAAAAGAUCAGAGCUAUUUAUAUGUGGUAUCACAAACCGGUUAUUAAUGAGGAGCUGCUGCAGAGCUUGCCUAACCUGAAGAUAGUUGCAAGCUCUGGAGCGGGAAUAGAUCACCUGGAUCUGAAUCUCCUCUCCAGCUAUGGUGUGAAAGUGUCUAACACUCCAUCGAUUGUUUCCACUGACACUGCAGACUUGGGGAUGGCUUUGAUGCUGGCAUCUUCCAGGAGACUUGUGGAAGGCUAUCAAAUGGCAAUAUCCCCUGACACUGAAUAUUUCCCUGCCAACUGGCUGGGUGCUGAGGUUUCUGGAGCUACUCUAGGCAUCGUUGGAAUGGGCGCCAUUGGCUACAAAGUGGCUGAGAGAGCCAAAGCCUUUGAGAUGAAAAUUUUAUACCACAACAGGAAACAGAGAAACAAGGAAGAAGAACGUGCUGUUGGAGCUACCUACUGUAAGAAGAUAGAUGACUUGCUCCAGCAGGCAGAUUUUGUGAUGCUGGCUGUGAAACUGACACCUCAGACACACAAACUGAUUGGGAAGAGGGAGCUACAGCUGAUGAAACCCACAGCCAUUCUCAUUAAUAUCAGCAGAGGUCUGGUUGUUGAUCAGGAUGCUUUGGUGGAGGCUCUCCAAAACAAAGUUAUUAAGGCAGCUGCUCUGGAUGUGACCUAUCCUGAACCUUUGCCAAGGGAUCACCCUCUGUUACAGAUGAAGGAUGUUCUCAUAACUCCUCACAUCGGAAGCGCCACUGUCAAGACGCGCCACCUGAUGAAGGAAAACAUGACGGAAAGCAUAGAGGCAGGGCUCGCGGGUCUUCCCAUCCCUAAUGAAGUACUGCUGUGAAGACUUGCAUUUCACCUUAACGCCGCUGGCGGUUACCGAGAGCGAGGAGACGAGGCUGAGAACCUUUCCCUGCAAUUCACGGGGGUACGCGACACAAAUACGAUGUGGAAGCGCAACUUUAACUGAUGCUCCUCGCUUGUGGUUUAAAUGCUUUUAGUUAAAUACAAAAGCUGCCUCUGUGUGGAAAA